Oryzias latipes (Japanese medaka) is the source of this 3304-nucleotide messenger RNA. RefSeq lists its product as uncharacterized. Gene Ontology annotation, cellular component: cell surface; membrane. The record is from RefSeq and is a predicted model, not a curated record. Lineage: Eukaryota; Metazoa; Chordata; Actinopteri; Beloniformes; Adrianichthyidae. Gene Ontology annotation, biological process: cell migration.
CCACGCACUGCUCCAGAGUCUAAACAACUUCGAGUUUUGGGAAUCUUUUCGGAACCGCGUUAGACAAAUACAUCAGCGCCAGAGCUUCAGCAAAGCUUCAAGCCAUUUUAUUUGUCUACUUGGACGUUUUAUUACUAUUUUAUAUACAUUUACACUCGACUUUUUUACUUUGCCGCUGUUCUUUUUUCCCCUUUUUUUCUUUUUCUGGUCGUGAAGAUGAGAAAUCUGUGGCUGCUGUUUCUCGUCGCGCUUUCGAUGGGAUUUUUUAGCACCAAAAGCAGUGUCUUUUGCCAGUCAUUUUCCACAGUAGAUGACUUGUAUAUAGAAGGUCAACCAUCAGGUGACCUCCCUGUUGAUGAUGAAGAUGGGGAAGACGAUGGAUCAGGCUCUGGAUCAGGAGAUUAUGCUUUCGUGCACCUCUCAGAGAAUGAGAAAGUCUUCACGAGAGUCUGGAACUUCCCACAGACCACACUUUCCAAAGAAAUGCCACAGCCAACGACAGGCUCCCCCAACACCUCCCCAACUACAGAAACAACCAGCCAGGACAAAGUAUUCCAAACAACAAGCAGGGAUAACAGUGUUUUCCUUAAGCCUGCUGAGGAAUUGAUGACGCCAGAUACAUACUCAUUUGACCCCACCAGUCCUGCUCCGAGACGCACACCUGCCAGCGAAACGUCUGCUGCUGACACAAAUAAAGUCAACAGUAAUGACAACAGCAACAGAAAUCUGGACAACAAAAUCUCAGCCAAGGAAAUUGAAAAUGACGUUUCAGCCGAAAAGGGUCAAUUUAACAACAUGGAAGUAACCUCUGAGAACUUGUGGGAGAGGACAGAGGUCCUGGCAGCUGUGAUAGCAUGUGGUGUGGUUGGAUUCCUCUGUGCGGUCUUCCUCCUCCUCCUCCUGGCUUAUCGCAUGAAGAAGAAAGACGAAGGAAGCUACGACCUGGGAGACACGAAGCUCUCUGCCACUGGCUAUCACAAAGCGCCUACCAAAGAGUUCUACGCCUGAACCGACCCGCAACAGCAGUGUAGAGGAGCAGCUACAGUGAUUCCCUUUAUGAAGACUGAAGUCAAACACCUUUGCUUUUCUCAACUUCACCAAACAGUUGUGUCUUUGGCGUUCCUGCUUUCCUCAUUCUGUUGCCCUACAUGAUUAUCAGCGUUUGUCCUGUCAGGGUCAUAAGUCUAAUUACAACAAAAGCUUUUUUGUCUUUUCUUUUCUUUACCAGAGAAGGACUUUGGCGAAACCAUUAAUUCAUGAAGUGCUGUUAUGAGAUUUUCCUCGGUAACACAGUGGACUUGUUCAAUUCUACUCUGGAAAGUUGUUAACGUUAAACAUCUGAUAACACUGUGCUGUCAGACCCACUGUACCGCUCUUAAGCUGGACCACACUGAAGUUUGUUGUCCCUUUUUUGAGGGUUUGAAAGCUUCUUCCUGAAAUGGUACUUUAUUUGGGACUACAAUAACGGAGGGUUCUCUACUACCUUUAAGGUCACUGCGUGUUAUCACUUGUUACAUUUCAUUUUCUAAAUGCUUCUUUGCUCAAAUGAAUAUUUUUGUGUCCUAUAAAUAAUAAGUGUCUUUUCAUAUGCAGUCAAGUAUUGCUGCUACUCUGCAGGUACUUCUCCGAAAUGUGUCACUUACACAACUGGCCAAAUAUAAUUGUAUUUGAUUUGUCUUUUGUCAGUAAUGUUUGUAACUUUUUAAAGAUGUGUAGAGAUGAUCUUUCAGCUUUGCAGAGAUUUUGGGUUUGUUAUCUUUCAGAUGCUUCAGCUCAAGUCUCUCAGGCUUAAAUCUUUGGAGCAUUUUCAGGAUCAUUUUGUUUGGGGACAGAGCCCUGCAGGCAUGCGGCGCAGGUUAAGCUGAUCCUAAUGUCUAUAAUUCAGAACCCAAAGAAAUGACCACUGCUCUUUCUGAUGGCAGCUGGAGCACAUUCCUUUCUGAUGGUCCGUUGCAUGUGGCUGUAGAAGCGGGUUUCAAGUCAAAUGUUUGAGUUUACAGAGCAGGGUCAGAGGUAGAAGUCCAGUUGCUUUUCGAUAUGUUUAACCUUCGGCUUCAAUAGGAUCAUUCAAUUUUAUCAACUAACCUACUGAAAAGCAGUUUUUUUUUUUUUAAUUUUAUUAUUCCCUGAUUUUCAGACUUUACCUCAAGCAGCCAAAAGCGUGUGAAGGGAGAAACAGGAAAAGCGCGAUGACAAACGCAGAAAUACUUAGACUGGUGUUUUCUACGUGUCUGAAAGUUGGAACUUCCCACCUUCUGUAAUGUCAUGAGACUGCAUUACAGAAGGUGACUGUAUUUUAAUUUUUUAUUGAAGUAUCGUACCAAAAAUAGUUUUAAUUACACCUUAUUACUUCAGAUCAAUUUUCUUCAGUAAUUAUUUAUGUUUUUCUCUAGAAAAUAUUUACAUUAAGUUUGAAAUGGCAUUCCUUUUUUUGCAGUAUUAUUGAUACUUUGUCUCUGUGAAAAACAAUCCUUCCUGUAGCAUUGGUACCACAGUAGAAGUGCUAACUUCCCCAUUGGCUGUGCUGGGACCAAAGAUGUGGUCAUCAUCUCACUGUGACUCACUGUAGAUAUUUAAUGACUGUUUCAGUCUUCAGUGCCUCACAGUGUUUUCUUUUGUCUGUACUAUCAUUCUAUCGGUGCCAUGCUUUUGGCUCUUGGCUUUGAGCUGUAGAAGAUCACAAGUGUUGGUUCUAGACUCCACUUUUCUGCUACACUGAGUUUUAGGAAACUUUUCAAAGUUCUCCCUAAACCCACAGAGGGUGAAGAUAAACAGCACUUGUUUGCAAUUCAACUGGUUUGAGAAAGUACCUUUUUAUUGUUUUAUUUGCAGUAAUUUAUACAAAUACACGUUAUCCUUACACACUCUAGAUCUAAACCUAGGAUUGUGCAGUGUUGUACAGAAAUAUAUCUUUGCAUCCUGCUACCUUUUCUGGUGAUAUAUCAUCCUUUAUUCAUAGUUUUUUCUACAUUUUACAAGUGUUAGUUAUAUUCUAUUUUAAUAUAAGACAAUAUAAAGGCCCCCUUUUAUGACUGAAUUUAUGAUCAGAAGUAAGUUACCAUUCCUUGUUUUAAGAAAUCAAACUUUGUCCUUGCCAGAGUGGAGAGUGACAGAAGUGCAGGUCGGCCUGCACGGACUUGCCGCUCAAAGGCGAGCGUGACCUUACGAUGGGACUCAGAUUUGGACAAUUCUUGCAUGUCAGUGGGAAAUCUUGUGAGGUUUGCUGCUGAAUAAAGAAUCUGACUUUCAUGUGAAUGUGACUGUUGCUGUUUUUAUUUGAUUAAAUGACUCAAUAUAUUGUGAA